Molecule: messenger RNA, 1309 nt
Organism: Cyprinodon tularosa
Lineage: Eukaryota; Metazoa; Chordata; Actinopteri; Cyprinodontiformes; Cyprinodontidae
Product: procathepsin L-like
Exons: 8
Coding region: 154-1149 (331 amino acids)
Biological process (GO): immune response
Cellular component (GO): lysosome
Molecular function (GO): cysteine-type endopeptidase activity
Source: RefSeq, a predicted model, not a curated record
ACAUCAUCAUACCGACUGUUUUAUUAUAUCUGCUUCCUGUUCUUCCUGUUCCCUGGGUGCUUGUUGUGGCUGGGUUUUUUGUGGUGUUUAUUAUGUGGAAGACAGUGAAAUGUUAAGCAGAACUUAUAAAGGGAGAAGUGUUUGAGAGCAAGGAUGCACUUUUGGUUGUGUGCUGUGUUGCUUAUGGCAGCUGUGAUCCUCAGCUGUUCCUUAUCAGCCACCAAGACAUUGUGGGAAGACUGGAAAAAUCAAUAUGGCAAAAUUUAUGACAAUCAGACUGAGCUGAUCUUCAGGAGAACAGUGUGGGAGAAAAAUCUGCUCAUGUUGCUGAGACACAACCAGGAGGCUUCAGCAGGAAAACAAAGCUUUGUUCUGGGACUGAACCACCUAGCUGACAUGACAGCAGAGGAGAUAAAUAACAGGCUAAAUGGUUUGAAGGUGGAAGAAGCUCUUGGAAUCGAGAACAACACCUUUAAGAAAGUGAAUUACUCAUCGCUUCCAAAAAGUGUUGAUUGGAGGAAACACGGCCUGGUUGGUCCUGUCAGAAAUCAGGGGUUAUGUGGUUCAUGCUGGGCCUUCAGCUCUUUAGGGGCUCUUGAGGGGCAGAUGAAGAAGCGAACAGGCGACCUUGUUAUGCUGAGUCCACAGAACCUCGUGGACUGCGGCACUCAGGAGGGAAACCUCGGCUGCAGAGGAGGAUACAUCACCAAGGCCUUUAGCUACAUCAUCCACAACAAAGGUGUCGAUUCCGAGCGCUCGUACCCCUACGAACACCAGAAUGGAAAAUGCCGCUACACGCUGCAAGGCAGGGCUGCCUACUGCUCAAACUUUCACAUCCUUCCACGGGGAGAUGAGUUGGCUCUGCAGGCUGCAGUUGCAUCAGUUGGACCAGUUGCUGUGGCUGUGAACGCCAUGCUGCCCUCCUUCCAUUCUUACAGAGGAGGUUUAUACAAUGUGCCUGACUGUAACCCAAAGUUGAUCAAUCAUGCCGUCCUGGUCGUGGGUUACGGCACAGACGGAGGACAGGACUACUGGCUGGUGAAAAACAGCUGGGGAACAGAAUGGGGAGAAGGAGGCUUUAUCCGUAUUGCAAGGAACAAGAAAAACCUCUGUGGCAUUGCAACGUUAGCAGUCUACCCCACGCUGUGACAUCAACUUAGAUUUAUUUAGGUUUCAUCUUACUUCUUUGUUUGUUUUUAUAAUUGCACACUGUUAUUUCAGAGCACUACAGAAUUAACUGGGUGUACUAAAGAUACACUGUUGGUUUAAGAAGCUCUAACCUGCCGAAAUAAUAAAGUAUUCUGAAGGA